AGACGUCGGCUAUGGAUCAGAAUCCGGGGGACGGGGACAGGGUGGAGUCUCCGCAGUCAGCCGGAGCCUUUAUGAGGGUAUAUGCAAGUAGUAAUGAGACGAGAAACCCAGUAAGAAACCGAACGUCUCUGAUGACAGUGGGUCAUCUGCGUAAUUCACCAUCAAGAGGAUGUGACUGGGUUGAGUGAAUAACAGCUAGGCUUUACCGGGGCUAGAGAUGGAGAAGGGGGAAGCGUGGGAGAGGCCCUCCGCAUGCCCGGCCGCGAUAAGAAGGCCUUGCCUCUUACACGGGGAGAAGCACCCACGUACUGUACCUACAGCUUUGCAGGCAGCUCCAGCGCCCGGUCAAGUACACUUGUACACUGAUUCGGGGCUUAGUGUGAGGUGAGAUCUAACACGGGAGAAUAAAACAAAACAAUAACCGACGAUCGGCUGGGUAUGAAAGGCAUCAUAGCGAAGGCUCUGACUUACAGGCCGGUGGUUACCUUGCGAUGGUUAGA
Trichoderma asperellum CBS 433.97 is the source of this 500-nucleotide messenger RNA. NCBI's taxonomy places the organism in Eukaryota, Fungi, Ascomycota, Sordariomycetes, Hypocreales, Hypocreaceae. The record is from RefSeq and is a predicted model, not a curated record.